UUUCCAAAAUCAUUCAUAUGAAGAAAGAUUUAGAGAUUUGGUUCUCCUCUAUACAUAUAUGUAUAAUUAGCAAAUAAUCUCUUUUGACUAAUGAAAGGUUUUAAAGCUAAAGAAAGAAAAAAAAAAACAGAAAUGAAUCAUCGUCUUGCCGGGAUAAUAAGGCCGCUUGGCCACAUUACCACAGAUCGAAUUCGAUCCUCCUCCGUUGAGCCACCGUUUCCGGUUUACUACAAAACCAUAAUCAACCAUUUGCAAUCUCUAACCGGUAUCCACGUUUCACCUGGGCUUACCAAUCAAGAGAUCUCAGCCGUUGAAUCUUCUCUUGGUUUCUCCUUCCCUGUUGAUCUCCGUUCGAUUCUUCAAACCGGUCUUCCGGUUGGUACUAAUUUCCCCAAUUGGAGAACCGGAUCAAACCGCAAUCGUCUCCUUCUCCCUCUUCUUCGUCUCUCCAAAAUCGUCGCCGGAAACGGAUUCUGGGUCGACUCUUGGGGGAUCCGACCCGGAAACGACGCUGAGGCCUUAUCCCUCGUGAAGAAAUUGGUUGAGAUCGCUCCGGUUCUCGUCCCCAUCUACGGCGAUUUCUAUGUACCUUCGACGACGCCAAAUUUGGCGGGAAAUCCAGUUUUUCAAGUUGACGGAGACGGGGUCAGAUUUCUGAGUUGCGACGUCGCUGAAUUCCUCAAUGGACUCGGUCGAUCGGAAAUGCCUACGGUGGAUAGAAGAAUACGACGGAGGAGAGUGGAGUUCUGGAGUGACGCGGCGGAGAAAGGGAGAUCGUUGGAUGUGGUGGCGCGUGAUAACACGCGCGGGUGGUGGAGCGCGUCGGGCUGCGAGCGGUUGAGGGCGUGUUUGGACGACGCGUUUUGGAAGCUGAGGGAAGGAGGAUGGACGGAAGAUGAGGUCCGCGAUAUGAUGAACGGUGUAGAUCGAGACACGUGUGCUCAGCAGCAAACGCUGUCGCGAGAUGUGGAGUACGCGUUUGGCGGUGAUAGGAUGGACGGAAGAGAUGAAGACACGUGUACGGAGGAUGAUGAUGAUCAUGGGAAACGCGGACAAGUAACGACGUUGAGGCAUCUGCUGCUUUAUGACCGUUAGAUCAGCUAGCAAUGAUGUUUGCGCCUUACGCAUUAGGGUUAUGUAAAUUGGUCGAGUAUAUGAUUUCAUAAGAGAUAGGAGUAGGACAAUGAAGUUUCAAGAAUUUGUUUAAAGACAAAAACAAAUGUGUUCGGUACCAAAAAAGAGAGCUAGAACAUAUGCUCUUGGGAAUGACUUAACCUGUAAAUAUGUUAAAGAAAAAGAUUACAACAAA
Messenger RNA from Camelina sativa (false flax), 1309 nucleotides. RefSeq lists its product as uncharacterized. The record is from RefSeq and is a predicted model, not a curated record. NCBI's taxonomy places the organism in Eukaryota, Viridiplantae, Streptophyta, Magnoliopsida, Brassicales, Brassicaceae.